AUGGCUCAACAAUUCUUGUUCUUCUUGGUCCUCGCGUCCUGUCUACUCCUCAGCUUCACAUUUGAAGUCGUCGACUUUGACACUUUCUCAAGGUUUGUUCAAAAUUGCAUUUUUCAGCUUUUUUGAAUAAAACUGAUAAGAAUAGCCUCGAGAAGUUCUGUUUGAAUCAGUUCAGAUUCAGAUUGAAAUUUUUCGAAAAUUCUGAUCUCGGCAGAUUUUUCCCAAAGUUGGUAAUAAAUUUCAAUUUUCCUAAUCUAAUCAUUCUUAAAAAUCUUUUUAAAUGGUAGUCCGCAAAGUGCGAUCCUUAAGUUUGAAAAGAAAAAAUUUCUAGAUACGUAGUUCUUUUUUUAAUCUAAAAUUCAACGCAACUUUUCUAACAUCAUUUACUUGCAGAUUCAUGGACAAGCACCUGGAAGAGUUGGGACUGGACCGAACAGGGGCCCGAGCAAUUCCGUUUGUCGAGAACAGAGCCAGCCGAAUAAGCGUCAAGCGACAUGCCAACGAAUGGGAACGACUUGGACCGAUUUGGGGCUGA
Molecule: messenger RNA, 535 nt
Organism: Caenorhabditis auriculariae
Lineage: Eukaryota; Metazoa; Nematoda; Chromadorea; Rhabditida; Rhabditidae
Source: the annotation of a GenBank genome assembly